UGUAUUAGCCUUAGCGUAGUGAUUUCUGAACUGCUGGAUUACUAAUCAUGUUAAUAAUUGCGGUGAUAAAUCGAUUGUGAAAAUGAAGGAUAACAUAACAGACUUAGAAAAGAAUCUGAAAAUAAUUACAAACACCACUUAUGGAAGUUUUGAGAGCGUUAUGUAUCUUUAUGACGUGCAUCAGUAAUGUACAGACAUAUCCUAUAGAACACGACAUUAACAGCCGCCAAGUCACACGAUGUUUAUUACCGCAAAUACAGUUACUUAAUGGUAUUCUUGUUCCCGACAGACCAAUGCCACGAAAGGACUAUAAGAAUGCAUUACGUAAAGAACCAAAUGGUAGAGAGAUUAAUGCCAUGAUCAGACAGACGAAAGAAGAGCUGGGACGUGUAGCUGAUUUAGAAAAAGAGUUUGACAAGAAUUCCGCCCUCUGCUUCCCUCCUUUGUGCAAGUCGAGAAUCCGUGUCAUAACCAACUGGAGGGUUUUAGGCACAGACUGCUGGGCCAUACAGCCUGUUAUCUGGAGACAAUGCAAGGAAAAACCAUUGGAUGCGUUUUCGUGUGUAAACGAGAUGUCUACGACAGGGCUAGGUUAUACUUGUCAGUCAGAAUAUAUGCCGGUAACGGUGUUGGUAUAUUGUCAACAUGGUGUGCCAGCGUUCCGCUACAUGUCUGUUUAUGUCUCAUUUAAAUGCUCACUAAAGAAGUAUUGCUGUCAGAACAUUUAAUACAGAACACUGAUUAAUAUGAUUCUUAUCAAACUGUCAAGUUAAAAUAAAAGUAAUCAAACAA
Messenger RNA from Ruditapes philippinarum (Manila clam), 792 nucleotides. RefSeq lists its product as uncharacterized. The record is from RefSeq and is a predicted model, not a curated record. The coding region runs from base 141 to 728 and encodes 195 amino acids. Lineage: Eukaryota; Metazoa; Mollusca; Bivalvia; Venerida; Veneridae. The transcript is spliced from 6 exons.